CACCAUCGCCUCCCGCUUCCGCGACGACAGCGUUUUUGCUUGGUGAAUGGUGUUACUCGCACCGGGUGCUGGACGAGCGAAUCGUCAACGGAUGUCAGUUCACCGCGCAUGCUCUGCAGUACUCGUUGCAUGGCGGCGCAGCUCCUGUGCAGCGAGUUGCUACGCGCCGCACAUGCCAGGGAUACACCAUUCCAAGUUCUACUGGCCUCGCACCCGCUCCGACGCACGGCCGCCUAUACUUCUUCGCCAGCGCAGUACGAGCAGAUACAGUCCCGAAAUCUCUUACCUGCUCUAUCCGCCGCACGUAGGCGAUUCCACAGCCCACGGGUGGUUGGCGUGAAGGCGAAGGCUAAUUCCGCUUCAAACUUCAGUUAUCCCGGGUCCGGCGAACGAGAACGUGGUCCAACAAGGCUCCCGGCCGUCGCUCGGACGAGACGAUGUAAUGGCUUGGUCGACUCGCUACGACAGGCCGAGAAUGAUGCACGAAUGGAUGUGCGACGACAGUGUAGGGGUCUCUCGGCAGUAGGCUUGUGCCGAACGGACGAACUCAGUCUGCUCAUGCUGAGGGUAGGAGCUCGUAGCCUGCCGUUCGUCAUGCGCACAUGCAUCCUCGGCAACGACGGACGUGGUACUCGCAACGAAGAGGAGGUUGUUACACCCGGAAGACGUAGAUGGGCGGGAAUCUCGUGCUAUUCAGGUAUAUAUCUAGUAGACAGGACAAUGUAAUGGCUAGGUCGGCUCACAACAAGCCGCGUAUCUAAUACAUGAUUGGGAUGCUAGCGAGCA
This is a messenger RNA of Fomitopsis serialis, 786 nucleotides long. RefSeq lists its product as uncharacterized. The coding region runs from base 109 to 726 and encodes 205 amino acids. The record is from RefSeq and is a predicted model, not a curated record. Lineage: Eukaryota; Fungi; Basidiomycota; Agaricomycetes; Polyporales; Fomitopsidaceae. The transcript is spliced from 3 exons.